CACCACUAAAAACUUGACAUUUAUUGAUGACGUUUUUUUCUCGCUCCGCUCUCAUAUGUGUCAAUAUAUCGUGAUAAUUUUUUCUUCCUAAUUAAAAAGGCAAAAAGUCAAAUUAUAUCAAUAUAUUUUUAAUAGAAUUUACACAAAAAACCGGAGAAAAGAAAUAAAUUUCAUCAAAAUGGAGGAUAUUGAGUAGAUUUGAAGUGGAGAGCUGUAGAAAAACAAAAGGAAACGAGGAAAAGUGUUCUGGUUUACAAUUGUCGAUUGUGUGUGGAAAUUGCUGUGUGCGUGUGUGUGUAUGGUGGGCCAAGCAGCCACCUCUCAUUGACACAUCAAACCCAACAAUCAAUCCAACGACGACGAUAGCGCACCACUUUUCAAACUUUUUUCAUCAUAUUGAAUUGAAAUUUCAUACACAUGUAAAGACCUUGAUGCAUAAUGCAAAGUUUCUCUACGAAAACUAAAGAAAUGUUUAUAGUGCGUGCUCUAGAGAAAAUCCUUGCCGACAAGGAUAUAAAACGUUCCCAAAAUUCACAGUUAAAGAAAUCAUGCGACACGGCAUUGGAACAAAUUAAGGCUGAGCUUAUUAGUGCUGGCCAAAUAGCAGAAGGUAAUGAGCUCCCCUGUGCUGCCCUGCCGUUGCCGAAAAAUGAUGCAGCCAGUAUUAUUAAUGCGGAGACUUAUUUUCUGCCAUUUGAGUUGGCCUGUAAGAGUCGUUCGCCGCGUAUUGUUGUAACGGCUUUGGAUUGUUUGGAGAAAUUAAUAGCAUAUGGCCAUUUGACGGGAGCCAUACAGGAUUCGUCGAAUCCGGGUCACUUGCUUAUUGAUCGUAUUGUCAAUACCAUAUGUGGCUGUUUUAAUGGGCCCCAAACGGAUGAAUGUGUUCAGCUGCAGAUAAUAAAAGCUCUGCUGACAGUGGUCACUUCGCAACAUGUUGAAAUACAUGAAGGAACUGUUUUGCAAGCUGUCCGCACUUGCUAUGACAUCUAUUUGUCCAGCAAGAAUUUGGUUAAUCAGACAACGGCAUGUGCUACCCUUACACAGAUGUUGGAUGUCAUAUUUUCGCGUAUGGAAAACCAGGUAUACGAGGUAGCUGCUCAGGCAGCAUUGGCAGCUUCGCAGGCGAAUAAUGGCCACCAUGAUGCGAAUACAUCGCAGGCCUCCGAGGCUAGCUGUAGUGUGAAGAGUAGUGUUGGCGGUAGCACCGAUGUCGAGGAGACACCAGAAUCCGUUGCAGCUGCAGUGGUGGAUGAAAUAUUGAAUGCUGCCAUAGUAGAAGUUCUAAAGGAGACCGGUGCUCUUGAAGAUAACUCGACAGCCGAAGAAGAACAAACAACUCCAAAUAACAUCAGUGGAAAUGCUAACAAUACCAGUACCAAUAAUAUAUCCACAACUGGCUCGGAAGGUACUGGUAACAAUCAUAUGGCAUCAGAUCAAAGUGGCCACAAUCAUCAGCAAAAUUCCGAGGAAAGUGUUGAAGUCCACAGUGAAAAUGAUGCUGUGGUUACGGCUAAAUUUACACAUGUUCUGCAGAAAGAUGCUUUUUUGGUUUUUCGAGCUUUGUGCAAGUUAUCCAUGAAACCAUUGCCAGAAGGACAUCCCGAUCCCAAAUCCCAUGAACUGCGGUCAAAAGUUCUCUCACUGCGCCUACUAUUGUCGAUUUUACAAAAUGCUGGUCCCGUAUUUCGAUCCAAUGAAAUGUUUAUUAUGGCCAUUAAACAGUACCUGUGUGUGGCCUUGUCCAAGAAUGGUGUUAGCCUGGUGCCCGAAGUGUUUGAAUUGUCGCUGUCGAUUUUUGUGGCACUCCUUUCGAAUUUCAAAAUUCAUUUGAAAAAACAAAUUGAGGUAUUUUUCAAGGAGAUAUUUUUGAAUAUUUUGGAGGCCACUUCAAGUUCAUUUGAACACAAAUGGAUGGUUAUCCAGGCCUUGACAAGAAUCUGUGCCGAUGCCCAGUCUGUGGUCGAUAUCUAUGUAAAUUAUGAUUGUGAUUUUCAAGCUGCUAAUCUCUUCGAAAGACUUGUCAAUGAUUUGUCCAAAAUUGCUCAAGGUCGUCAGGCUUUGGAACUGGGUGCUAAUCCCAUGGAAGAGAAAUCCAUGCGUAUACGUGGCCUGGAAUGUCUGGUGUCCAUUCUAAAAUGUAUGGUAGAAUGGAGUCAAGAUCUUUAUGUAAAUCCCAAUAUGCCUUCCUUGAAUGCCCAUGAGGGCACAGCUACAGCCCAUAAUAGAUCGGGCCAUUCCGUAGACUUACAAUCCCCCACAGAUAAUGCCGAUGCCGUAUCUCAUACAAAUACCCUGGGUAUACGUUCAAUUCAUGGCGGUUCGAGUCACAGUUUAAAUUCCUAUGGCAGUGUUAAAAACAAUGAAGUUCUCGAUUUACCCGAAGCCCUGGAGGAGAGAAAAAUGCGCAAAGAAGUCAUGGAGCAGGGCAUAGAGUUGUUCAAUCGCAAACCAAAAAAGGGUAUACAGUUUUUGCAGGAAAAACAGCUGGUGGGAGCCACACCCAAGGACAUAGCCAAAUGGCUGCAUGAAGAUGAUCGUCUGGAUAAGACGGCCUUGGGCAAUUAUAUUGGAGAAAAUGAUGAUCAUUCCAAGGAGGUUAUGUGUGAAUAUAUUGAUGCUUUUGAUUUCACUUCUCUAGAGGUCGUUGCAGCUUUGCGCAUGUUGCUGGAGGAGUUCCGCCUGCCGGGAGAGGCACAGAAAAUUGAUCGUCUCAUGGAGAAAUUUGCAAGUCGUUACUGUGAAUGUAAUCCCAAUAAUCCACUGUUCCAGUCGGCCGAUACCGUCUACGUUUUGGCCUUUUCCAUUAUUAUGUUGACCACAGAUCUGCACUCACCGCAAGUCAAGAACAAAAUGACCAAGGAACAGUACAUCAAAUUGAAUCAGGGUAUCAGUGAUAGCAGAGACGAUUUACCCGUCGACUAUUUGUCUUCGAUUUACGAUGAAAUCGCUGGCCAUGAAAUUAAAAUGAAAAAUACCGUGGUAAAUAAGCCCGGCAAGCAGAUAAUUGCCAAUGAGAAGAGGCGCAAGUUGUUGUGGAACAUGGAAAUGGAAGCGAUUUCCACCACGGCAAAAAAUCUCAUGGAAUCUGUAUCCCAUGUCAAAUCACCAUUUACCUCGGCCAAACAUCUGGAACAUGUUAGGCCCAUGUUCAAAAUGGCAUGGACACCGUUUUUGGCAGCAUUCUCUGUGGGUCUGCAAGAUUGCGAUGAUCCCGAAAUAGCCUGCCUUUGUUUGGAUGGUAUCCGAUGUGCCAUACGUAUUGCUUGCAUCUUCCAUAUGACAUUGGAACGUGACGCCUAUGUACAGGCAUUGGCCCGGUUUACCUUGCUUACGGCCAAUUCUCCGAUCAAUGAAAUGAAGGCGAAAAAUAUUGACACGAUUAAGACGCUGAUUAUGGUAGCUCAUACGGAUGGCAACUAUUUGGGUUCCAGCUGGUUGGAUAUUGUUAAAUGCAUAAGUCAAUUGGAAUUGGCCCAGCUGAUUGGUACGGGUGUAAGGCCGAAAUUUUUGUCUGGUGCCCAGACCACACUCAAGGAUACCCUGAAUCCCAGUGUCAAGGAGCACAUUGGCCAGACAAGCAGUCAGAGUGUGGUGGUUGCAGUUGAUAGGAUUUUCACCGGUUCCAUUCGUCUGGAUGGUGAUGCUAUUGUGGAUUUUGUUAAGGCCUUGUGUCAGGUCUCCGUUGAGGAAUUGCAAAACACGCAACCACGUAUGUUCUCCCUGCAAAAGAUUGUGGAGAUUUCCUACUACAACAUGGAACGUAUCCGUUUGCAAUGGUCCCGCAUCUGGCAAGUUUUGGGUGAACAUUUCAAUACGGUCGGCUGUAAUAUGAAUGAGGAAAUCUCCUUCUUCGCCCUGGACUCUUUGCGCCAACUUUCAAUGAAAUUCAUGGAAAAAGGAGAGUUUGCCAACUUCCGUUUCCAAAAGGAUUUCCUGCGACCCUUUGAACAUAUUAUGAAAAAGAACCAGUCACCGGCCAUACGUGAUAUGGUCGUGCGCUGUAUAGCUCAAAUGGUGAACUCCCAGGCCCGCAAUAUUAAAUCGGGUUGGAAAAAUAUCUUUUCAAUUUUCCAUUUGGCAGCGGGUGAUCAUGAGGAAGCCAUUGUAGAACUGGCCUUUCAAACUACCGGCAAAAUUAUUGGCGAACUGUAUCAGAAACAAUUUGCCAUAAUGGUUGAUUCCUUUCAGGAUGCUGUCAAAUGUCUAUCUGAGUUUGCGUGCAAUGCCCGAUUCCCUGAUACCAGUAUGGAGGCGAUACGUUUGGUGAGGACAUGUGCCCUGUGCGUUCACGAGUCCCCCCAAUUGUUUGCCGAACAUGCCGGCAUGGAAAAUGAUAUUUCCGUUGCUGAAGAAGAUCGUGUGUGGGUGCGAGGCUGGUUCCCCAUGCUGUUCUCCCUGUCGUGUGUUGUAAACCGUUGUAAACUGGAUGUGCGGACACGCGGCCUCACGGUGCUCUUUGAAAUUGUCAAAACUCAUGGUGAUAGCUUCAAACCGAAUUGGUGGAAAGAUUUAUUUAAUGUGAUCUUCCGUAUAUUCGACAAUAUGAAAUUACCUGAACAUGUUACCGAGAAAUCCGAAUGGAUGACCACCACCUGCAAUCAUGCUCUGUAUGCCAUCAUCGAUGUGUUUACACAAUAUUUCGAUGUCCUGGGCCAUCUGUUGCUGGAGGAUUUGUUUGCCCAGCUACACUGGUGUGUUCAACAAAAUAAUGAGCAAUUGGCCAGGUCGGGUACAAAUUGUUUGGAAAAUCUGGUAAUUUCCAAUGGCUUUAAAUUCAACGAAGCCACUUGGGAUAAAACCUGUCAAUGUAUAUUGGACAUAUUUAAUGCUACCUUACCUGGAGAGCUAUUGACUUGGCGACCAAAUCCUCAGCAACAACAGCAGAUGCAAAUCCAAAUGCAGCAGCACCAGCAGCAGCAACAUCAAAUGCAAAACUCAACAAAUCUACAGAGAAAAAAUUCCCAAUCGCGUAGCAGUGGUGAUGGCCUUAAUCGUUCAUAUUCCCAACAUUCCGUUUAUAGUCAUACCGGCAGUUUUGAUGAGGACAACACACUUUCGAGUCAUCAUCAUCAUCCCCAACACACUGUGGUUCCUGUUGUGCCCCAAAAUCCAGCUCUCUUCGAGAGUCUCAACAUCAAAUGUGUUGUACAAUUGGAACUGAUACAAACUGUAGAUAAUAUUAUAUUCUUCCCUGCCACAUCGCGUAAAGAAGAUGCCGAAACAUUGGCGCAGGCCGCCGCUGAUUUAACCGGCAAUUGUCCGACACAAGCCAUAUUGGAUUGUCAACGUGAAGAACAGGGCAUGUAUAGUUAUUUGCGCACCCGUCAGCUGUUAACUCUGGCCGAUUGCCUAAUGCAAUCGCAUCGUUUCGCCAAACGUUUCAAUGCCGAUCAGGAACAGCGUAACAUACUGUGGCGGGCAGGCUUUAAGGGUUCGAUCAAGCCAAAUUUACUGAAACAGGAAACGGCUUCGUUGGCAUGUGUUCUGCGUAUAUUCUUCAAAAUGUAUGGCGAUGAGAAUAGACGUAGCGAUUGGCCGGGCAUUGAGCAGGAACUGGUGCAAGUGUGCAAGGAGGCAUUGACCUACUAUUUAAGUUUACAGAGUGAGGCACAUCGGGAUGCAUGGACAUCGUUGUUGCUGUUGAUUUUAACGAGAUUACUUAAGAUGGCCGAUGAUAGGUUUGCCACCCAUGUCUCCAACUACUAUACGUUACUGUGUGAAAUGAUGUGUUUCGGUAUGAAACCAGAAUUACGAAGUGUCCUUAGACGUGUAUUUUUGCGUAUCGGUCCUGUUUUUAAUAUAUCUAAUGCAAAAUAGUGUUUAAUAAGACAACGGUACAGCAAACAACCCCAACAACAACAGUCCAUUGGUAAAAAGUAUUCGAAACGAGACGAUAUAUAAAUUCGAAAAGAAAUUAAUAAAAUUUAAUAAAAUUUAAACAUAUAAAUAUAUACAAAAUAAAUAAUAGUGUUUCUAAAACUAAUAAUAAUAAUAAAAUUGAAAAAAUAUUAUGUAUUUAUAUAUAAAGGAAAUAUAUUUAUUCGCGACAAUGGAAUGUAGAUUUAAAAAAUUUUUUUUAGUUUGUUACCUGUUCUCCCCAAAAUCAAAAUGGAAAUAUAAUAAUAUUAUACUAAGAAGGAUA
This is a messenger RNA of Musca domestica (house fly), 6142 nucleotides long. RefSeq names its product brefeldin A-inhibited guanine nucleotide-exchange protein 1 (gene Sec71). The record is from RefSeq and is a predicted model, not a curated record. The coding region runs from base 439 to 5817 and encodes 1792 amino acids. Gene Ontology annotation, molecular function: guanyl-nucleotide exchange factor activity. NCBI's taxonomy places the organism in Eukaryota, Metazoa, Arthropoda, Insecta, Diptera, Muscidae. Gene Ontology annotation, biological process: regulation of ARF protein signal transduction. The transcript is spliced from 4 exons.